Salvelinus namaycush (lake trout) is the source of this 744-nucleotide messenger RNA. RefSeq names its product interleukin-17 receptor B. The transcript has a single exon. The coding region runs from base 1 to 672 and encodes 223 amino acids. The record is from RefSeq and is a predicted model, not a curated record. Gene Ontology annotation, molecular function: interleukin-17 receptor activity. NCBI's taxonomy places the organism in Eukaryota, Metazoa, Chordata, Actinopteri, Salmoniformes, Salmonidae.
AUGUAUGGAAUGCACUCAAAUUCCCACUUCACUGAGCUGCCGAAGGCAAUUGAGGUCACUGUGUCAGUGCUGGUGGUGUACCCUGCAGAAAACCCUGUCUUCCAGAGAGCUGUGCUAGCUUUUGCUGAGUUCCUCCAGUGGCAUGGUGGCUGCCAGGUGGCUAUCGACAUGUGGCAGCGUGGCAGGCUGGCAGAGCAGGGCCCGAUGCGCUGGCUAGCAGAUCAAGCCAAAUCCGUAGCCAGGGUGAUGGUUGUAAGCCCGCAGCCCAACCACUGCCACACUGGCCCAGGGGAACACACAGUACCAGCCGCGGCUCAUGACCUGUUUCCUCUGGUGCUCAACAUGGUGGCAAGCCACACUCAAAGCCCCAACGAGCUGGCCAAGUUCUGGUUGGUGCACCUAGGCACGGCCCCGGAGAGGAGCGGCAUACCUGUGGAAUUGACAUCCUGUAGGGAAUUUAGUCUGAACAGGGACUUGGAGAAACUGUGUAGACACUUGCAUCAGCAGGGCUCCAAAAGACCAGGGUUAAUGUUCAGAUCAGGGUUGGCCUAUGGGGAGAAGGCGACAGGGAAGCUAAAGGAGGCUGUGCAGCAGUUAGAGGCAUGGCAAUGCUCUCAGCCAGGAGGUGCAGGGGAGGCAGCUCCUUUGACCAAAUUGAUGGCUAGACUGUAAGAACCUGAUGAUGCUGGUGUGAUGACAAACCCAGAGCUCUUUGACCACUUGUAAAGCAAUGGGACUGCAAAA